Messenger RNA from Daphnia carinata, 1747 nucleotides. RefSeq lists its product as uncharacterized. The coding region runs from base 327 to 1391 and encodes 354 amino acids. Gene Ontology annotation, biological process: meiotic DNA double-strand break formation; spermatogenesis; homologous chromosome pairing at meiosis. The record is from RefSeq and is a predicted model, not a curated record. Gene Ontology annotation, cellular component: lateral element. Lineage: Eukaryota; Metazoa; Arthropoda; Branchiopoda; Diplostraca; Daphniidae. The transcript is spliced from 4 exons.
CUGUGAAACGAAUAAGACGGCGUAACGUUUUCGACACCGGUAGACCUGACAUCUUUCCAUACAAUAAUACCACAUAAACAACGGUGCGGAUGGCGUUGGUCAUUUGUUCUGCCAUGGAAACUUUCGAAUUUGAUUCGAGCCAAUACACUAGCAAAAACAGUUGAUUCGCCGACGUUCCGCCGAAUGUUCCAUGGCCAUAGAACACUCGAGCCCUUGUUUACAGACCAAUGCGUUCUCAUCAAACAACAAUCCUCGUAUGGCUGGCAUCCUUCAAAGCUAGAAUUUCAUGGUGAUCUUGUGUAAUUGUGUAAUUUUGUGGUGAAACCAUGACCAACGUUUGCAGAGUGCAUGGCAAUACUUCAGAAUGUGUCUCAUCUGAACUAGCGAAACUCAAAAUUGCCGUCGCCUUAGUAGUCAUACGUAGCAAGCCAGCCGACCAAAAUGCCAAGGAUUUCGUUCACAACUUAGUGUUUUUUCAACAAGAUAAAGAGCAAAGAUGGAAAGCCGAAUAUCACCGACUCAAACAGGAAGUUCUACAGUUAAGACAACAACAACUUUUAUUUUCAAUUAACACCAGGCUCAGUUCGCAUUCGAGUGAGGAUUUUGGCAUUAGUCCAAACCGUCAUUAUUCUCAACUAGUAUUAACACCACCCGAUUCGCAAUCAGAUAGCCAGCCAAGUACAACAUUGACGUUACCGACAUUGGCACCCAACAUCCCUGAAAAUGACAAAGCCGACGCAGAUCACAUGACAUUUCUACGGGCUUACUUCUAUCUAGAGCAUCAAUUGCGUUUAAAUCUGCCAUCACCACCAUCACUAAUCGGCCUUAAUAACGAAAUCUUGGAGAAGGACGUGGUGCGGCAAAGCGUGCUGUCUGUAUUGCAACAUGUCGAUUCCAACACACCCAAGGAACAAUCGGAUUUUUCGAGAUGUUUGGAUAGCUUUCGCGUCUGCGUUCGAUUACUCGACUCUCACGGCAAAUGGAGUCAAUCCAUGCUGGACAAGUUCAUUGAACUGUCCUCCUGUUGGUUGAAACGGAUGAUGCAGGGUGACAACGUGCUUAGAUACAACGCCCUGCUUGCCAUUUUAGCCGACUCGAACGGGAUGGCCGCACUGCUAGCUGAAUCUGUUGUCAAGUCGAUAGCCGAGUCGCACGAAAAGAUGAAUGAGUGGGAGUGGGACAGCGUAGAGCUCAUCCCUCGGCCUGUGCUGACCCACUUUUCCGGUAGUUCCUAUUACUUCCUCUUGCUGGAGAAAACCAUUCCUCGAAUGGGUUCGUCCGAUAGGAGUCGAUUCCAGGCCGCUUUAUCCCACGUCGGACAGCGGGUUCACGUCAACUUUCCCCUCUUUGCUGCUUCGAUGAUGCGGCUGGCCCAUCAGCUUGGCAACUGAAUCGAAAAGACGUGCCUGCUCAUUUAUGCCCUCCGUGCGCUACAAUCAAUUUCCCAUUGUUUCCCUUUUUACUUCAUGCUCUUUUUUGUAAUAAUUGCAGCUUGAUUUACCCACUGAUUCGCAAUCUGUUUUUGUUUGUGUGUGUGUAUGUAUGUGUCAUGGGUUUAUUGCAUCUAUUCAAUUUAUUCUUUUUUUUUUUUUAUUAUUUUUUUUUUCCUUGUUUCUUUUCUUUCGUCAUCAAAAGGAGGCCCUUGAGCUUCGCUGGAUCACCAUGGCGUAGAGGAUUGCUGGGGGAACAAGAUGAACGAGGAAAAUGGAUAGAGAGCCGAAGAAGAUGCAAGGAAUUUUAAUAAAAA